GUAACCAUUUCCGAUGAAUUUCCAACAUGGCGGCCACUAUAUCGUAAACAUGCGACACAGUUUGGAAUCUAUGUAUGCUGAAGUUACUCGAUUCAUAGCAUGUAUUCGUCUGUGUGGUUCGUGUGAGGUGAACUAUCUAAAGGCCGCUUUUUCACAUAAUUCACCUGACAGUUUCGAUAACGGUUUCGUUGAGUACAUUCAGUCUAACUUUAGCUAGCAGCACAGUUAGCUGGAGCCAUGCCUUCGCAGACCAUUUUCGUCCGUUCUUUACCAGUUUCAGCUUCAAAUGAUCGACUUUUGGAGAUAUUUUCAGAAAUUGGGCCCGUUAAGCAAUGCUUCGUCGUCAAAGAGAAAGGUACAGACAAAUGUCGGGGUUUCGGCUUUGUCACGUAUGCACUGGAGGAGGACUCUCAGAGAGCCUUGAAAGAAAUAAUAGAAUACGAUGGACAGAAGCUUUCUCUGUCAGUGGCCAAAAAGAAACUUGGAGACAAAAGGAAAACAGAACCAAAAGAACCCUCUGAAGCACCAAAGGAAAAGGAACAGAAAUCUCAAGGUUUUAGGAAAAGUAAACUGAAAGCCAGACUCAUCAUAAGGAAUCUCAGUUUUAAGUGUUCAGAAGAUGAUCUGAAGGAAGUUUUUGCCAAAUUUGGAACCAUCCUUGAGGCCAAAAUUCCUCUGAAACCUGAUGGCAAGAAACGAGGGUUUGCAUUUGUCCAGUUUAAAAAUGUGUCUGAGGCAUCAAAAGCCCUUACGGCUACAAACUUGAAGGAGAUUAAAGGCCGACAGGUGGCUGUUGACUGGGCUGUGGCAAAGGACAAGUUUAUUGCCACUCAAGGUUCUUCUGGUGGAGGAAAUAAAAAUGUAGCGGAUGCAGCUACAAAACAGUCAGACUCAGAAAGUGACUCUGAAGAUGAGGAUGAAGAAAAGGAGGCACCAGCACCUGAGAGCAAAAAGGUUGUUUCAAAAGCCGCUGUGCAGCAGAAGAAAACACAAUCGGAUGAUGAUAGUGACGAACAUGACAGUGAUGAGGAGGAGGACGAGGAUGACGAUGACGAUGAUGACGACGACAAUGAUGAUGAAGAGGAAAAGGAAGUGGAAGAAAAAGAUGAUGAUGAUAUGUCCCAGGAAGCAGAAGAUGAUGAUGAUAGUUUCGAUUCAGAUGAAGAUGACGAUGAUGAUGACGAUGAUGAUGAUGAUGAAUCUGAUCAAAAGAAAAAGACUCCAAAGAAACCCCUCCCUUCAGACAUAAAAGAGGGCAGAACAGUUUUCAUCAGGAAUCUUUCCUUCGAUACAGAGGAAGAAGGCCUGGAGGAAGUUCUUUUACAGUACGGAGAAAUGAAUUACAUCAAAAUCGUCCUCCACCCAGACACAGAACAUUCAAAAGGUUGUGCGUUCGUUCAGUUUAAGACUAAAGAAGCAGCAGAAAGAUGCAUAGCAGCAGCACAGGAUGAAGCAGAGAAUGGAGGCAUACGAGUGGAUGGUAGAAAGCUGCUAAUUGUGGCAGCAGUGACCCGAGAGGAUGCUACCAAGCUCAAGACGAACAAGGUGAAAGUAGAAACAGGCACGAGGAACCUGUACCUGGCCAGAGAAGGAUUGAUCCGCGCUGGAACGAAAGCUGCAGAGGGCGUCCCUGAGGCCGAUAUGAUCAAGAGAGCUAGGUUUGAAGAAUUGAAGAGGACCAAGCUUCGGGACAUACAUGUUUUUGUGUCAAAGACUCGUCUUUGUGUUCACAAUCUACCCAAGUCAGUGGACAACAAAAAACUUAAAGCCCUCUGCCUACAAGCACUAAAAGGAAGCAAAGGAGUCCGCCUUACAGAGUGCAGGGUGAUGUACGACAAGAAGCCAAUGAAAGGUCAGACGAUGGGACAGUCUUUAGGUUAUGGAUUUGUUCAGUUCCAGGAACACGAACACGCUCUCGGUACGCUCCGUUACCUGAACAACAAUCCGGACAUCUUUGGUUCCCACAAGAGACCUAUUGUUGAAUUCUCCCUGGAAGAUUCAAGAAAGCUCAAAAUGAAAGAAAUACGACAGCAAAAAAAUAAGGAGAGUUUCCAAAAUCGACCUGGAAAAGGUGGAGGGAAAAUGAAGUCACAGAUGGCAGGAGAUGAGAAAGGACCUACAAAAGCUCCUCAAAGCCAGAAGAAGGACAGACAAUAUUCUGGGUUUCAGACAAAUCCUGAAGUAGAGCAUGUAGACUUGGAAAAUGGAAAGAAACGGAAGAAAAUUCUGCCAUUCCCUUCUCAUCGGGGGCCUAAGAUCAGAAUGCGAGACAAAGGGAAGCAAAAGCCUCCACCGCCCAAGAAAGGCAGACCUGGAUCCAGCAGGAGAGACCGCCAGAGACGACACAUCGAGAAGCCCACGCAGCCCAGGAACCAGAAGUUUCAAGGAGGACAGAAGAGUUUCAAGAGAAGAGACGGAGAUCGUUUUGACAGCCUGGUGCAGCAGUACAAGAAGAAACUAAUGGGAACCGGUGAUAAAACCCUAAAUGUAAAAAGAAGCAAGUGGUUUGACAGUUAAAUAUAUGUACGUGUGCUUUGUAUUUGUGUUUACAGGAAAAAUGUUGAAGAAUUAAAUUUGUAGGGUGACCACAACAGAGGACCUGAAGCAUUGACAUCCUUUAGAUGAAUGCAGUGGCUCUGGAUAAAUUAGAUUUGUGUAAAUUGUACAGUUUAUGAAGUUUAUGUUUUGAGCUGUACUGAUUCUUCUUUUCCUUCUGUAAUUCUUUCUCCUGUGUGUAUCUGAUAUUUUUUACCCUUGCUCAACAGAUUAGAAAAUUGUGAAAAGUUUAUUCAUCAGUGACUUUUUAUAAAAAUAUUUGAAUUUA
Molecule: messenger RNA, 2824 nt
Organism: Sphaeramia orbicularis (orbiculate cardinalfish)
Lineage: Eukaryota; Metazoa; Chordata; Actinopteri; Kurtiformes; Apogonidae
Gene: rbm28
Product: RNA binding motif protein 28
Exons: 19
Coding region: 238-2517 (759 amino acids)
Cellular component (GO): nucleolus
Molecular function (GO): mRNA binding
Source: RefSeq, a predicted model, not a curated record